Messenger RNA from Anopheles arabiensis, 4657 nucleotides. RefSeq names its product protein phtf (gene phtf). The transcript has 5 exons. Gene Ontology annotation, cellular component: endoplasmic reticulum. Bases 324 to 3527 code for a protein of 1067 amino acids. The record is from RefSeq and is a predicted model, not a curated record. NCBI's taxonomy places the organism in Eukaryota, Metazoa, Arthropoda, Insecta, Diptera, Culicidae.
GAAAAUGUAAACAAUAAUACGACCUUCAACUCUGCCACAGCCGUCUCGCGCAAAGGGGAAAAACUUUCUCGUGCCCCAGCUAAAGUGAGUGUUGUUUGGGAUCGUUUCUCCUUGCUUCCUUACCAUUUACACUUAACAUCCGCGGGCGCAGGUGAACGUUCGAUGAAAAUUCCACUCUCGAACCUUGUUUCCUGCGAGGCAAACGAGCAGUCGCUCCAGCAUUUUGGCGACGUGAGCUAGAGAAAGAGAGAGAGAGUGAGCGAGAGAGAGGGACGGAAACAGUGCAACCGUAACGCAGUCCACCACAGCACCGUUUGGGGAGCAUGCGCCUCGAUGCACUGGUCGCAUGGUAUCAGAAGAAGAUCGGCACCUACGACAAGCAGCAAUGGGAGAAAACGAUCGAGCAGAAGAUACUGGCCGGCAUCAGCCAUCUGCCGCUGAAAAACACCAAGCUGAAAACGGAACUGAUCGAUGUGGAUCUGGUGCGUGGUUCGACCUUCCCGAAGGCGAAAUCGAAACUCUCCAUCCUAACCGUGCUGUAUCUGGCGGCGCUGCGCUUUCUGCUGCUGCCGGUUUACGCCCGUUGGUGGGUACAGCAAACGUCACCGGGCGUGUUUCUGCUGCUGCUUAUGCUCUACCUGCUGCAAAUGCUGAACCUCGGCAUCUAUAGCUACUGUGCCCGAUCACCACCACCACCAUCGAGUACCGAUACUGCGACGGGGAGUGACGGUGCCGAACCUAACGCAAAGCUACCGCCAACCGAUACCGUCGAUCACAUCGUCACCAUAUCGGACUUUUUGAUUCCGCUCGCCCUGAGUCUGCUGCUGAGCGUCAUCCACUCGCAGAUCGUAGCGACCGCCUCGAACAGCAAUGGAUCGUCGCUGUUUUCGUGUGGCAAGCUGUCGCAGAAGUGUUUCUCGCACGGUUCGGCAACACCGGCCACGCCGGGCGCAGCCAGCACUGGCACAGGCACGUCCCUAUCCACGCCGGCCGGCGGUGUACCGGCCGGGUUGAGCAAGAAGCAGCGCGAACAACGAAUUCGCCGCAAGCGGCGCGUUAGAGCACACUCCGAAACGCAAGCCCAAUCGUCAUCGCCCGGCCGGGCAGUGACGGCGGAGGAGCGCGAUCGGAAGAAAGCGUUCGCCAGUGUGGGUGGAUCGAAAUCGGCCACCAGCUCGCCGGCACGCACAGCGCCGAAAAAGGGCGCCUGUAGCACGAGCAGCAGCACGAGCAGUGAUGCAGUCGAGCGGGCACAGCUGGCGGAAGGGAACAACGAACAGCCACGACAGCCGGAGGUUCUGGUUGGAAGGCGUGAGGAGAACGGCUCGCUGCGCAUGGAAGAUCGAGCGCCGAACAUUCAUCGAACGGCGAACGAAACGGAAAAACACACAUCGAUCGGCGUGACCAUCAUCCCGACGACGACGAGCUCGAGCGACCAUUCGCCACCGAACGGGCGUCGGUCGGGCGAUCAUACGCAGGAGGCGAACCCGAUGCUGCUGCUGCCCUCCGGGUUGCGGCGGCGCAAUGUAAACUGGGACCCGACCGUACCGGAACGGUCCCGCCCGGGUCCGUCGUCGCUGCUGGAACCGGUCGUAGAUGACGAUGGGUUUGAGAGUUUAAACGGCAAAAGCUCGGGCGGUGAGGAUAGUGCAGGCAAUGUGUUUCUCAAGGAUCACCAUCGGUACCGGAAGGUGGCUCCGUUCGGGGGGAACGAUUGGAAUGCAGCCGGCGAAACGGAAGCAAAAGACCAUCAGUCGGAUUCGGAUACGGAUACGCUGAAAAAUAGUAUCACUACCACCACCACCACCAACUACAACACACCGACGAUAGUGGAACUGGAUGGUGUGCUUGAUCCGCAGCGCAAACAGUUCGCGGAAGGGGGUCACACCGCUGGCUCGCAGUCGGAACUGGCACAGCACGAUACACCGCAGCACGGAGGAAGGGGGGAAUCGAAGGAGCUGGUACGGCAACGGCGCAACAAGGACUCAAGUAAGCAGCCGCUGCAACGGCGCGCCCCGACGGCGCUGUAUGACGCGGGGCCGGACGAAAAGAAGGGCCUGGGGACGAGCUGCAGCGACGAGACGGACGAAGAGAACAACGAGUACGAUUUGCAUUCACCGUCGCCGCCCCACCUGCAUCUGCUGCACUCAUCGCCGCCGCUUCGCGCGCACCACCCCCAUCAGCCGAUGGUGGGCCCGGUGGUACGGCCGUCCCCGUCGCCGCACCACCACCACCAUCUGCUUUACCUGCAUCAUCGUCAUCAUCAGGCGGCCGCCGUAGUGCAGCCGGCGGCGGUGGCGACGGCGGCGGCGGCCCAUUCCCAUCAUACGCUUCAUCCGCAUCAGCAUCACUUUCACCAUUCGCCCUCCGUACUGACCGAAGGCGAAGAAUGCAGCUACAGCUCGGAGCUGGACCAUUCCGACACGCAGAACGAACACUCCGACGACGACUACGAGCUCGAGGACGUCCCGACCCUGAUCCUCAACCCUGCCUGCGGUGCGAACGAUCGCGUCAGCUGCACCAUCUGGGAGGCGCGCGAGGCAAAGAAGGCCGAAAUGUCCGUGCUGGACAUCUCGUCCGCCAUCAUCGAGCGGGUCGAGGCCAUGCCGGAAUCCUGCGACUACGUCUACAUCGGCGUCGUCCUCAGCGUGUUCCUCUCGCUCGUGCCCGCCUUCUGCCGGCUGUGCGAGGCGACCGUCGACUCCACCAACUCGACCGAGGUGAACUUUCUCGACAUGCCCGUCAUCCUGUUCGAGAAGGCGUCCUUCUCGCUGCUCGCCAUCCUGCGGUUCGCGUUCGGCGAAACCACCUGGGAGCGGUUCGUGCUCGUGCUCGGCUUUCUGCUGCGGCUCGUGCUUACCUUUCUGGUGUUUUUCCUGCUCGCCGUGGCGGAGCGCACGUUCAAGCAGCGCUUCCUGUACGCGAAGCUGUUCUCCCACCUGACGUCCUCGCGGCGUGCCCAAAAGUCGAGCAUACCACACUUUCGCCUCAACAAGGUGCGCAACAUCAAGACGUGGCUCUGUGUGCGCUCGUAUCUGAAGCGGCGCGGCCCCCAAAACUCGGUCGACGUGAUCGUGUCCGCCGCGUUCAUCAUUACGCUGCUGCUGCUGGCGUUCCUGAGCGUGGAAUGGUUGAAGGAUUCGGUGCACCUGCACUCACAGUUCAACCUGGAGGCGCUCACCUGGUCCUGUGCCUUUGGCACGUUUCUGCUCCGCUUCAUGACGCUCGGUACGAAAAUUAACAAAAAGUACAAAAGCGUUUCGGUGCUCAUCACCGAGCAGAUUAAUCUCUACGUUCAGAUUGAACAGAAACCAAACAAAAAAGAAGAACUGAUGAUAUCGAACAACGUGCUCAAGUUGGCAGCUGAUCUCCUCAAGGAGCUGGAAUCUCCGUUCAAAAUCUCCGGUCUCAGCGCAAAUCCGUAUCUCUACACCACCGUUAAGGUGGUCAUACUGUCCGCCCUUUCCGGUGUGUUGAGUGAAAUGUUAGGCUUCAAGCUGAAACUUCACAAAAUUAAAAUUAAGUAAAUUUGUUUGCAAAGUUUGCCCAAUCUCCUGCGCGGGCCUCUCCGUAAUGCAUUUCCCCCUAGCCCGAUUAUUUUUUCCUCGAAGGAAGGUGUAGCUAAUACUGUAAUAGCUUGUUUUUUUUAGCAAUUUUAUUUUUAAAUUAUGUGCAAUAUGUGAUUGUUCUUUAUUUUAUAACGUAACCGGGGAUGCACCGUCGGCCCGGGUUGACUUUUUUUUGGAUAUUUGAUUCUCCGCCAUAAAACCGUGAAAGAUACUCACACACGUAAGACUCCCCCUAUUAUACCUGAUGCAAAAUAGGCACGAAAUUAUAAGUGAGAAAAUGGUACUUUCCCUCGUUAAACAAAAAUAUAUAAAAAAGAGCCUGCCUGAUUCUCACGCGUGCAAGAUUUCUCGUUCGAAAACGUUCCAACACCAGCCAGCCAGGUGUUCGUAGUCGUUUAGUAGUGUUGUGUGGAACUAUUAGUCGUUAAAUACUAUCGUUGCUCGAUACUUGUAAAAGGGAGGGUAGGCAAAAGCGCUAAGAGCACAUCUCUAUAAUUAAUGCAGCUAAACAUCUGCACACGAUAAACAGUAUACAGGGUUAAAACAGAUGAAGAAAAGUAUAUAAAAACACAAGCAAAACAAAAAAAAACGUUUAAAACAAUACACAUUAACGCACGAUCCGUUGAUCGGUAGUGUUUGGUAGGAUAGUGGUACAGGAAGGUGGGCUGUUGGUGCGACACUGCGGCCUUUCGCCCUAAUCGGGCACGUUGCCUGCUUGCUGCGCACGGGUACCACAGGCCGCGUUAGCGAGAACUGAUAUAAGCAUAGUUUAUUUUUCUAAUAGGAAGUAGCGAAAGCCAGAGUCCAGAUUUUAAUGCGGCACGCGUGCAAUUGAGAUAAUGUUAUAGUAAAAAGCGUAGUGUGUGUUAAAGUCACAACAGAAAGUGAGUGGUCAGUGUUUGUGUAAGUGUGGAUAUAUCUGUCUGUCGUGUUUAGCGUCUUUCUCUUGCGUCCCGAACGCGUGGACAGCGUGAGCUAGGGUCGUUUGCAAUCGUUAACUAAAUGAGAGUGAAGGGGAGAAAUCGUUCCACCCAGCACUAGGAUGGGUGUGUUUUAGCUCGAAAAUUAAAAACGAACAAUUCAACGUG